This is a messenger RNA of Rhododendron vialii, 1276 nucleotides long. Its product is annotated as binding partner of ACD11 1-like. Lineage: Eukaryota; Viridiplantae; Streptophyta; Magnoliopsida; Ericales; Ericaceae. The record is from RefSeq and is a predicted model, not a curated record. Bases 206 to 1126 code for a protein of 306 amino acids. Gene Ontology annotation, molecular function: RNA binding. The transcript is spliced from 6 exons.
UCCUCGGUCGAUCAUUAAACCGAUUACUCUCUCUCUCUCUCCUCUAACAUUUUCUAAAAUUCAAGGAAUAACUCAUCGAACUCGUCGGGUGAUCAAGAAAUAUCGGUAAGCCUUUCUCUAGGCGUUAGAUUCUUUGCUUUCGUCAUAUGACUAACCCAUUCCCAGAUCACGCAUUUACCUUUGAAGUUUUAAUGAUCAGGUCUCCAUGGACCAUACUGAUUCAAGGACAGGAGUAGAUGCCCCGCCAAGCAGUACUCCGAAUUGGACAAUUAACGUUUCAGAUACGAGGACAGUUAAAGUCGGUAACGUCUCACUUGCUGCCUCUGAGAGGGAUAUCAAAGAAUUCUUUUCUUUUUCUGGUGAUAUCCAAUAUGUUGAAAUGCAGAGGGAAACGGAAACAUCUCAGCUUGCAUAUGUCACUUUCAAAGCUUCACAGGGAGCCGACACAGCAAUGCUUUUGACUGGAUCAACAAUAGCCGAUCGUUCUAUCUCUGUAACAGCUGUUGAGAACUACCAGCUGCCUCCUGAUGCUCCUCCUACAACCCCGGUGACAAAGACAACUGCCACCGGCUCAGCUGUUAAAAAGACCGAGGAUGUGGUAAGCACCAUGCUUGCCAAAGGCUUCAUCCUAGGCAAGGACACCCUUAACAAGGCAAAAUCAUUCGACGAGUGGCACCACAUAACAUCGAACGCAUCCGCCACAGUUGCCUCUAUCGACCGCACAAUAGGCCUCACUGAGAAGAUAAGCAUAGGGACAGCGGUAGUCAAUGAAAAGGUGAGAGAAAUGGACGAGCGGUUCCAAGUGUCCGAAAUAACAAAAUCAGCCUUUUCAGCUGCCGAGCAGAAGGCUAGCACUGCGGGGGCUGCUAUCAUGAGCAAUCCUAUUGUAUCGAGCGGAGCGUCAUGGUUGACGAGUGCAUUCGGUGCAGUCACCAAAGUAGCUGAGGAUGUGAGUAGUAUGACCAAGGAGAAGGUUGAAAAGGCAGAGGAGGAAAAGAAAGAGACCCUUGACAAGGAGAGAGCGGCAGUUGUUAACGAUUUCGCUCAUCUCGACGGGUCUUCAAUCGGAGAGAUUCAGAUUGACACUGCUAGUUCAGCUGAUAAUCAUAAGUUUGCAAUUGUAUGAAUCUCAUUGUGCAGUCUCCCAUUUUCCUCUGAAACUAUGAGUUUUUUUCUCGUGUAUAAUACUGCCUCUAUGUUACACUAAAAUUUAUGGAGUUCAGAAAUAUGAUUAAGCUUGACUUGUUCUAUUAGGCGAGCAUGAGCUUCAAUUGAA